Molecule: messenger RNA, 3492 nt
Organism: Chinchilla lanigera (long-tailed chinchilla)
Lineage: Eukaryota; Metazoa; Chordata; Mammalia; Rodentia; Chinchillidae
Gene: Clint1
Product: clathrin interactor 1
Exons: 12
Coding region: 189-2117 (642 amino acids)
Biological process (GO): endocytosis
Cellular component (GO): plasma membrane; endosome; clathrin vesicle coat
Molecular function (GO): clathrin binding; phospholipid binding
Source: RefSeq, a predicted model, not a curated record
CUCUGCCGCCACGUCUCGACGUGUCACCGGCGGCGCCGUGGCUGUAGCAAGGGAAGGAGCGGACUGGGGGAGUUCCAGGCGGCGGGCGACGGCAGCGACCCCGGCCCGGACCUGCCCCGGCUCAGAAGUGUUCUGGGGUCCGUGGGAAGCAGGAGAGGGAGGCGGCAGCUCGGCCUGCGUGGGGCAAGAUGUUGAACAUGUGGAAGGUGCGGGAGCUGGUGGACAAAGCCACCAAUGUGGUUAUGAAUUAUUCAGAGAUUGAGUCUAAGGUUCGAGAAGCAACGAAUGAUGAUCCUUGGGGACCUUCUGGGCAACUCAUGGGAGAGAUUGCCAAGGCUACAUUUAUGUAUGAACAAUUCCCAGAACUUAUGAACAUGCUCUGGUCCAGAAUGUUAAAAGACAACAAAAAGAAUUGGAGAAGAGUUUAUAAGUCCUUGCUGCUCCUAGCUUACCUCAUAAGAAAUGGAUCAGAGCGUGUUGUUACAAGUGCCAGAGAACACAUUUAUGAUUUGCGAUCCCUGGAAAAUUACCACUUUGUAGAUGAACAUGGCAAGGAUCAAGGUAUAAAUAUUCGCCAGAAGGUGAAGGAAUUGGUUGAGUUUGCUCAGGAUGACGACAGGCUCCGUGAAGAGCGAAAAAAAGCAAAGAAGAACAAAGACAAAUACGUUGGGGUUUCCUCAGACAGUGUUGGAGGAUUCAGAUACAGUGAAAGAUAUGAUCCUGAGCCCAAAUCAAAAUGGGAUGAGGAGUGGGAUAAAAACAAGAGUGCUUUUCCAUUCAGUGAUAAAUUAGGUGAACUGAGUGAUAAAAUUGGAAGCACAAUUGAUGACACCAUCAGCAAGUUCCGGAGGAAAGAUAGAGAAGACUCUCCAGAAAGAUGCAGUGACAGCGAUGAGGAAAAGAAAGCAAGAAGGGGCAGGUCUCCCAAAGGUGAAUUCAAAGAUGAAGAAGAAACUGUGACGACAAAGCACAUCCAUAUUACACAGGCCACAGAGACCACCACAACCAGACACAAGCGCACAGCAAAUCCUUCCAAAACAAUUGAUCUUGGAGCAGCAGCGCAUUACACAGGGGACAAAGCAAGUGCAGAUCAGAAUGCUUCAGCCCACACACCUCAGUCUUCAGUUAAGACUUCAGUGCCUAGCAGCAAGUCAUCUGGUGACCUUGUUGAUCUGUUUGAUGCCACGAGCCAGUCAACAGCUGGAGGAUCAGCUGAUUUAUUUGGGGGAUUUGCUGACUUUGGCUCAGCUGCUACAUCAGGCAGUUUCCCUUCCCAAGCAACAAGUGGGAAUGGAGACUUUGGUGACUGGAGUGCCUUCAACCAAGCCCCGUCCGCUUCUACUGCUUCCAGUGGUGAGCUCUUCGGCGGUGCCUCCCAGCCAGCAGUAGAACUUGUCAGUGGCUCCCAGCCGGCUCUAGGGCCACCUCCAGCUGCCUCCAACUCUUCAGACCUGUUUGAUCUGAUGGGCUCGUCCCAAGCAACCAUGACAUCCUCCCAGAGUAUGAAUUUCUCUUUGAUGAGCACUAACGCUGUAGGACUGGGUUUGCCCAUGUCAAGAUCACAGCCUUUGCAAAAUGUUAGCACAGUGCUGCAGAAGCCUAAUCCUCUCUAUAAUCAGAAUACAGAUAUGGUCCAGAAAUCAGUCAGCAAAACCCUGCCUUCUACUUGGUCUGACCCCAGUGUAAACAUCAGCCUAGACAACUUGCUACCUGGUAUGCAGCCCUCCAAACCCCAGCAGCCAUCGCUCAAUACCAUGAUUCAGCAACAGAAUAUGCAACAGCCUCUGAAUAUGAUGACUCAAAGUUUUGGAGCCGUGAACCUCAGUUCUCCAUCAAAUAUGCUUCCUGUCCGGCCACAAACUAACCCUUUGCUGGGGGGACCUGUGCCUCUGAGCAUGCCCAGUGUGAUGACUGGCACCAUGGGAAUGGCCCCUCUUGGAAAUGCUCCAGUGAUGAACCAGAGCAUGAUGGGCAUGAACAUGAACAUAGGGAUGUCAACUGCUGGGAUGGGCCUGACAGGCACGAUGGGAAUGGGCAUGCCCAACAUGGCCAUGACGUCUGGAACUGCGCAACCUAAGCAAGAUGCCUUUGCAAAUUUCGCCAACUUUAGCAAAUAGGAGACUGUAAAGAACGGAUUGAAUGAAGAAUUUUUAGCUGGGCAGAUAGGUGAUAUUGGGAUGGAAAAUGCUAAUCAGCUCCCCUUUCUUUUAUCAGUUAAUUGUAAUAAACACACGUAAAGAACCAAAAAAGCUGUUUUAUAAAAAUGAAGUAUCUAGUAUUUCAGACCAAGCAAGAGCACUUCAGGUGAGGCAGUCAGAAUAAUUUUUCUCAGAGAGGAUAGAUCACAAAUAGGGCGACGAGACCCCUGAAAGCCUUUAUAAACUGAAAGAGUCCCUUUAACAUCACUGGUGGGAAGGUGGGAAUAGGGCUGAAUAAAUGUGUUUGAAUCUCUAAUUUUAUACUUUACUUUUCCUGAGGAACUUGAUUUUUCUGUCCCUGAAUCACCUUGUCAUAAUUGGGUCUGUUCCUUUUACUACCCUCUUGAGUCCAUAUAUGAAAUCAUUAAAGGUGGAUGAUCAGUUUUUUAUAAAAAUAAUAUAUUUUUGUCCAAAAAAGGCAUACAUACGUGAUUAUGGCUAAAUCAAAGGUAACUGGAAUGUAUAUACUUUUGCUAAUGUUCCAGGAACACUGCUGUUAUACUGUCCAAAUUUUUAUUAUAACAAAACCUCUUUAAAGCAAUUGGUGAUCACUAGGGGACGUUUCCCAUGUCUUCUGCUAUAAUGAUCUUGUGCAGAACUAGGAAAAAAAAUUUUUUUCAGGACUGCUGUAUGGUUUCCUUUAAAAGAAGAAGGAACAACUUCCAGUAUUUUUUGUUUGUUUUUUGUAGUCAUUAUUUACAAUUUGCAGUGAUUCACUUGGCAAGGCUUCCUUCUGUGUUUAUCCUGUAGCCAUCACUUAAGCCAGGAAUAGUCAAAAAAGAAAAAUAUUUAUUUUUAUCUUUUUUGUUGUCUUUUCAAAAAAUUGAAAAGGUGAAAAUCCAUUGAAACUUUUAAGUUAAAGGUUAGAACUCAACAAUGUUCACUUUUAGAUAUUAUACAGUAUUUGUUUUGUUUUGGUUUUGAGUGUAUAUAAUAUGUCAUUAGCAAUACAGUUCCACUAGAAAGGAAUUAAAUAUAUAUUAUUAAAGGAGACCUGUAGCAGUCAGAGAUUUUAUUGAUUUAAGGACAAAUAAAGGAAAUUAAAAUGUUUCUGUUUUCCUGCUGUAAUUCUACAUUAAGCUCACAUGAAAAUCAUGGUUUUAGAGUUUGGAAUGCAAAAUUAUUUGUUUCAACCUCAAGCUGGGAAUAUUUUUAAAAAUAAAUACUAUAAUAUAGGUAUCAAAUUAUUACCUCCCCACUUUAUGUUGAAAUUUUUUUAUUAAAUUGAUAAAACUUUGUUUCCAUUGUAUUCAUAAUCUGUUAUACAUAACAUUAAAAUGUUCAUUAAAAUCAA